AUGGCUCUCCUCGACGCUGCCGCGCCGCCGGCGGGGGGGCCGACACUUUUCGGCUUGUCCAUGAAGCAGCUUUCCCUCAUCACGCUCACCUUUCAGAACUCGGCAUUGAUUCUGAUCAUGCACUACUCCCGCAUCAUGCCCCCCAUUGGCGACCACCGAUACUUUACAUCCACGGCAGUCUUCCUCAAUGAGGUUAUCAAACUGUCAAUUUGCUUGACCUGCUCCAUUGCAGAGGUCUCGCGCACGUUAGCCCCCUCUACGCCGGCUACCGUCAUCUUUGAGCAGAUCUUCAACUCCGUGUUCUCGGGCGAUGGGUGGAAGCUCGCAAUCCCAGCAACACUUUACACGCUGCAAAAUACGCUGCAGUACGUCGCUGUUGGAAACCUGGAUGCCGUCCACUUUCAAGUGCUGUAUCAGCUCAAGAUUCUCACGACAGCCGUCUUUUCCGUCACAAUGCUUCGCCGCGCUCUCGGCAUGAAGCGCUGGAUCUCUCUCUUCAUCCUGACCUUGGGUGUCUCGAUCGUCUCGCUUCCCCAGCCUUCGCCCGCAGGCCAUACCGAGUCCUCUUCGGCCAGUAUCCUCCUACACGAUACCACGGACCAUUUCUUUCCUCGCUCCGUGCACGAACUGGGUCAAGCUGCCGAGGGUGCGGUCGAUGUGGCCCGUGAGCUCACCAAGCGCGCUGCGGACGGUCUCGCGGGCGUCGGUGGAGAAAUCAUGAAGCGGUCGGCCUCAUAUCAGGGUAUCCAGGAGGACCAAGACCCGUCGCCGCUCAUGAACUACUCAAUUGGACUGUCCGCCGUGCUCGUUGCCGCCGUGGCAUCGGGCCUUGCCGGAGUAUACUUUGAGAAGAUGCUCAAGGACUCGGGCACUCAUGCCUCUGUCUGGACCCGCAAUAUCCAGCUUUCAUUUUAUUCGCUAUUUCCCGCUCUGGCAGGUGUCAUCUUCAUAGACGGGGAGGAUAUUACCAAGCAUGGAUUCUUUGAUGGAUACAACUGGGUUGUCUGGACCGCGAUAGUAUUCCAGGCUGUUGGAGGUGUGCUUGCGUCGCUUUGCAUCAACUAUGCCGACAACAUUGCGAAGAACUUUGCUGCGAGCAUCAGCAUCGUUAUCAGCUUCUUGUUUAGUGUCUGGUUCUUCAACUUUGAAGUCAAUUUCACAUUCCUCGCCGGCACUGCUCUGGUUCUGGCCGCGACGUACAUCUACAGCAUUCCUGAUCGCAAGGGCCGCCCGCCACCGAUUACGAUUGCAAGCUACGAAAAGGCAAUGGUUGACCCGGCCUACACGCCAGCCAUCACAGACGAAACUAAGCUUAACCUGGACCCGCUUGAUGCGGUCCGCAACAUGGGACUUUCGACGUCUAGGCCAUCCUCACCCAUGCUGCACCACCACCGCGCGCCAUCAGUUAGGGGCAAGAACCGCGACGACUAA
This is a messenger RNA of Colletotrichum orchidophilum, 1431 nucleotides long. Its product is annotated as nucleotide-sugar transporter. Gene Ontology annotation, biological process: pyrimidine nucleotide-sugar transmembrane transport. The transcript has 5 exons. Bases 1 to 1431 code for a protein of 476 amino acids. NCBI's taxonomy places the organism in Eukaryota, Fungi, Ascomycota, Sordariomycetes, Glomerellales, Glomerellaceae. Gene Ontology annotation, cellular component: Golgi membrane. The record is from RefSeq and is a predicted model, not a curated record. Gene Ontology annotation, molecular function: UDP-galactose transmembrane transporter activity.